UUUAGCACGUGUUUAGAGACCGCAGUCAAUAAUCAGUGAAACAUGAAAGCGACUGGACCUUGUUCACUCAGUUAGUCAUUAGGUUUGCUGCUUAUCACUAAUACACAGGCACCAGUCUGUUCUGCUACAGAGUUUUAAAUGCCUGCGUUAAAGUUUAGUGCUAACAUUUCAUGGCUCUUCACGGAACUCCCGGAGUUCACGCAACGGCUGCGCGCCGCCGCGUCGGCGGGAUUUCGAGCGGUCGAGGCGGCGUGGCUCUACGACUCGGACCUCACGGAGCUAAAGAGAGUUAAAGAUGAAACGGGGCUCGAGAUUGCGCUCAUAAACACACCCCCGGGAGAUUUAAAGAAUGGAGAUUUGGGGUUGGGUGCUGUUCCCGGGAGAGAGCAGGAAUUCAGACGAGGUUUGGAUCUGGCUGUACGUUACGCCAAAGCCCUGGACUGCAGAAGGAUCCACUUGAUGGCGGGGAGAGUGCCUGCGGGGGCGGAUCGCUCCGCUGUUGCCAUGGAGAUGGAGGACACUUUCGUGCAGAACCUGAAACAUGCGGCAGGUGUCCUCUCAAAGGAAAGAAUUAUUGGCUUGAUUGAACCAAUUAACACCCGCAUAACAGAUGCAAGAUAUUUCCUGGACUCCCCUCAUCAAGCUGCUGUGAUUCUACAGAGAGUCGGUCACCCCAACAUCAAAUUGCAAAUGGACAUCUACCAUUGGCAGAUCAUGGAUGGCAACUUAACACAAAACAUACAGAAAUAUUUACCAUUGACAGGUCACAUCCAGAUCGCUCAAGUCCCUGACCGUCACGAACCAGACAGUGAUGGAGAGGUGAAUUUCUCUUACCUCUUUACACUUCUGGAGGAACUGGGCUAUCGGGAUUAUAUCGGCUGUGAAUAUAAACCACAGCGCUCUACAGAAGCGGGUCUGGACUGGGUGAGAAGAUACUGGAACAGCCACAAGGACUAAUCUCACUUUGAAGUUCUUUUAAAGUUUCACGCUAAACGUUUGUGUUUUUCAAUUGACACCUUGUAUGAAAAUU
Molecule: messenger RNA, 1030 nt
Organism: Triplophysa rosa
Lineage: Eukaryota; Metazoa; Chordata; Actinopteri; Cypriniformes; Nemacheilidae
Gene: hyi
Product: hydroxypyruvate isomerase
Exons: 8
Coding region: 139-957 (272 amino acids)
Biological process (GO): glyoxylate metabolic process
Molecular function (GO): hydroxypyruvate isomerase activity
Source: RefSeq, a predicted model, not a curated record